AAGUAGGUCCUGAAUUGUUAUUGUAUGUGGUUUUGUCCAAGAUGACAGUGGCAUUGCCCUUGUCGGCUGAGAUGAUGACUAUGUCUAUUUAGCCGACAUCCCCCCCACCCCCACAUUCGAAAUGAUUCACGACAGGAGAUUUUCCAGACCAUACCCCCCACGAUGGGCAAGAGUUUGCUGUAUGUUCAAUUUAAGAAAAAAAUAAUGGACAACAAUUGUGUGUGGAAUUUUACAAAGCAAGAAAGGCAUUCAAUACAAAUACCUCCCAUACAAAAGGAAAAACAACAACACAGUCAAACUGGAAUAACCACUAAUGUAUUUCAGGUAUGUUGGAAACUCCCAUGCAACACAAGCGACGCCUAUAAAUACAAUGCAAAGGUAUACAGGCUGUAUUCAGAAGUCGCGUGAAAUGGAACCAUUAUGUUUACUAGCUAUAGGCUUCAUCUUAUUGCAUAUAACUCCUCAUAUAGAAACCAGGCUGUUUAUAGAGUCUGGUGGAGACGUUAUAUUAGGUGGAAUGUUUCCACUGCACAACAGCGUCAUUAAUCUACCACUUGAAUUCAACGCCGUUCCUACAUCUGCGGAUUGCGUAAUGUUAAACGAGAGGGCUCUGACAAGACUCUACACGAUGCUGUACACAAUCGAAGAGAUCAAUAAUAGAUCUGAUCUUCUGCCCAAUAUGAAGCUUGGGUAUAGAGUCAUAGACUCGUGCACUGACGUUAUGAAGGCUGUGGAGGCCUCCUACGAAUUCUCACUGUCUGGGUCGACACAGAAACCUCCGCUGGUAGUCAUAGGAGAUGCCUAUUCUUUUUUGACGAUUCCUGCAGCAUACACAUUGGGGUUAAAGCACAUUCCAAUGAUAAGUUAUUCUGCAAGUGCACCCAGCCUGAGUGACAAGACAAGGUUUCCAACGUUCAUGAGGACGAUCCCCAGCGACACAUUCCAGUCAAAGGCCCUUGCCGAGCUUGUCGGUCACUUCGGCUGGACGUGGAUUGGCAUUUUGGGCUCAGACGAUGACUACGGCAGGCAGGGCCUCGGGAAGUUCCAGAGCGAUGCCCAUGAGUAUGGCGUUUGCACCGACUUUCAAAUAUGGGUGCCGAAGAAAAUCGCGAUCAAAGAUAUCAAUAGCAUCGUGAACGUGAUUCAAAAUUCCACAGUGAAAGUAAUUAUUGCAUUUGUAAUCGACGCCGAACUUGAGCCUAUCAUCAAAGAGAUGGCCAGAAGACAGAUUGUUGGGAAAACGUUCAUCGCAAGUGAAUCUUGGAUUAGUUCUCCAGUCAUUCACAAACCGCAGUAUGCCGACGUUCUUGAAGGCACCAUAGGGUUUGACAUGAUUAGCGCCGACAUGAACAAGCUCAGCGAUUUUCUUAGAAACAGCAAACCUACAACAGACAACCCGUUCAUGACUGAACUGUGGCAGGAGACAUUUCACUGUACACCAUAUCCAUCUGGGCUCGUGGACGCCGCGCGCCUACCGGCUUGCAGCGGAGACGAAUCUCUGGGCAGCGUGACCUCGUCGUUCUUCAACCCGAGCGAGAUGACCGUGCCGUACGCGGUGUACCUGGCGUUGUACGCCGUGGCCCACGCACUGCAUGAGCUCACCGCCUGCACAACGUGGACCAGUGUCUUUGCCGGAGGCCACUGUGCCAAUCUGUCUGACAUCCAGCCAUGGCAGGUAUGCAUAGAGGUUAUGAGGUACUUAAAGAAAGUUGACUUCAAAGAUAACGGCUACAACAUUAGAUUUGACGCAAAUGGAGAUCCCGUUGCCUAUUACAUCUUGAAGCAAUGGCAGCGGAAGGACGAUGAGAACAUGAAGAUGGUAGCAGUCGGGUCCUACACCAAUCUAAACAACAACACGAACAGCACCAACAAAGGACAUCUCAUCAUCAACGAUGAGCUCCUCAUUUGGAUGGGGAAACAGCUGAAGGCUCCAGAUUCAUUAUGCGUGGCUGCUUGUCCAGAAGGCAGCAAGAAGGAAUACGAAGCGGGGCAGCCCUCCUGCUGCUACAGAUGUGUGCAAUGCUCAGAUGGCGAUUUCAGCAAGACUAAAGACGCCAAUAACUGUAUGAGGUGCCCUCCGGACUCCUGGUCAACGGGAACACACACCGACUGCUUUGUUAAACCCGUGCAGUACCUAAAGUGGGACUCAGUCGAAGGGCUCAUUCUUCACAUUGCUGCGAUCAUUGGCAUCUUUCUCACGUUCGAUGUACUCUUCAUUUUCUACAAGUAUAGAGAAACACCAAUCGUAAAGGCGUCAAAUUUCAAAAUAAGCCUCAUGCUAUUGAUUUGUUUGUUCUGCAAUUUCCUCUGCAUCUACGUGUUUGUCGGCAUACCAAAGCCCUGGAUGUGCAUUGCCCGCCAGCCCUUUUUCGGUGUCAGUUUCUCGUCCUGCUUGUCUUGCAUCUUGGUCAAAACAAUCUCAAUGAUAAUUACGUUCAAGCCCAGUCUAACCAGGAAUAACACAUUCCACAGACAAAUGACACGCGCAGAAAUCCCUAUCGUAGCCGUGGUUAUUGUCAUCGAAGUUGCAUUGUGCGUGGUCUGGUACUUCCUAGCGUCUCCAAGCGUAUUUAGGAAUGAAAACAUAAAAGCCGACACAAUCUUCCUGCAAUGCGAUGAAGGCUCUCCAUUGAACUUCGCGUUUAUUAUCGCGUAUUUGUACGUUUUGGCAUUGAUUUGUUUAAUGCUAUCAUUCAUGGUACGCAAGCUUCCUAAUAACUUCAACGAGGGCAAGUUCGUGAUGUUCAGUGCCUUAACGUUCUUUAUUGUGUGGAUAUCAUUCAUUCCCGCUUACAUUCUGAGUAACGAGCACAGGGUCGUUGUCGAGGUCAUCUCUAUCAUUCUCUCUGGCUACGGAAUCCUUAUUUUUCUGUUCUUCCACAAAUGCUACAUCAUUUUGUUUCAACCACAAAAAAAUACAAAAGAGCAUUUAGAUAAACAGUUGAUGGAAUUUAUACAAAAAGCGGUGGAAGACAAGAUUGGAGGAGCUACUGCUACGCACCCAGUCCAGGUCACUUAGAGUCAGCUUCAGGACCUCCGUGAUCUUAGUCAUGCCCUCAGUCUACAUUUGCGUGGUUAGGUUUAUUUUAGGUAAACUAUCCUGGUCUCGCCUGCCUAAACAAAUAGAUUUUUAAAAAAUGUAAUUGUGACUCCGAACCGUGUUAAUCGAAUCACAGGGGGUGGGUCUGGUUGGCUGAGCGUGCGUUUUUCUCAUUGGCUGAGAGAAUGAUGGGGGUGGGUACGUUUCCUUGGCCGGCGCGCUGUAUCUUCUCACCGCUAAGCGAGGUCUGCUUGUAUGUUCUAUGAUUCCAUCUGCAUGCAUAUGUAAUCAAAUAAUUGUGGAUGAGAGUUUUACAGUUGUACCAUUUGGAUGUAUUUCAUGCAAUUCUAACAAUUUUUAUAUUUAGUAGUGAUAAUUUAUCUAAAAUUUUCAGUGUUUGCAAGUUCAAUUAUAUUCAAUCAUUUAUUAUACUUGGAAUUCAUGCAGUGUACUCAUAAAGUUACACUCAUUACUACACGUGUAUAGCUAUAGAGCAUAUUCUUGGGGUUUUUCGGUAAAGUCACGUAGAACAAUUUUUUUUACAAAAAACUAUGACGUUUCCAUCGCAACACAAGCAAUCGUCAUCAGGAGGAAAAAAUAAAGCUAUAGAGCAGUUUGAAUUUCCUGGUUGAAAUGUCGGAAAAAUAUUUGGUAAAUGCAUAUCGUUUUUAAAUCGAGAACCUGUAGUGAUCUAAACAGCCCAUAACACAAGCAUUAGAGAUAUUGGCAAACGCCUGGGAAUCUCUCAACCCCUUUGUUGCUGACCGCUUGGCAUUUUGGGUCCUUGAGCCACUUCUACGGGACUGCUUUUACAUUCAUAAGAGGUUUCUUUGGGUUAGAUGGCGUACAUAUACAGUGAGGAAAAAAAGUAUUUGAUCCCCUGCUGAUUUUGUACGUUUGCCCACUGACAAAGAAAUGAUCAUUUUAUAAUUUUAAUAGUAGGUU
Molecule: messenger RNA, 3985 nt
Organism: Petromyzon marinus (sea lamprey)
Lineage: Eukaryota; Metazoa; Chordata; Hyperoartia; Petromyzontiformes; Petromyzontidae
Product: extracellular calcium-sensing receptor-like
Biological process (GO): G protein-coupled receptor signaling pathway
Cellular component (GO): plasma membrane
Molecular function (GO): G protein-coupled receptor activity
Source: RefSeq, a predicted model, not a curated record